Molecule: messenger RNA, 1003 nt
Organism: Exophiala xenobiotica
Lineage: Eukaryota; Fungi; Ascomycota; Eurotiomycetes; Chaetothyriales; Herpotrichiellaceae
Exons: 1
Coding region: 71-907 (278 amino acids)
Source: RefSeq, a predicted model, not a curated record
CUGCCCCCCCCCUUUCUCGCUCAGCCUAAUGAACCAUAAGUCCGUCCUGAGGAAGUCAAAUUGACAGCAGAUGCCGCCGUUCUUUCCAAACGCAAGAAACAGACGUCGCAGCCCUACUCCUGUUGGCAGAACAUUCGACAAGGCCGUUAACUUGCCUAAGAAAAUCCCAAAAAGAUCUACAAGCAGGUGGGAUAACGACUCAAUCAUAACCGGCUUCUCUUCCCAAGCUCCAACAGAAGUUCCUCGAGAACAGGUGGUACCCAAGUAUACCAACGAAAGCCUUUACGAGUCCGAAAUGAACAACCGAGAAAGAGAGGGUGGCCGUGCUAAAAACGUACGCAGAGCACCAAGAGAUCCACAGGAACCCGAUGAAUUGGAGGUCCCCAUGCCACCGAUGAAUCAGCUGCCAGAGGUUUCUCUCUUACAUAUCUACGAUCUUGUCUUGCUUCUACAACAACGUGGGAUAUCAGUGAAACUCACUGCUGCCGCCGUCAGAGAGGCGUCGGCCCAAGGUCUAAUUAACAGACCACAAAUCACUACCGAUCGGGUCGGGACAGACGUCUACAGCACUUCCACCAGAGAUAUUCUUGUCAUCAACCAAGCGCUGACAUUCCUGCUGAACUGUGGGGCGGACAUUGAUUUUGUGUCUCUCCAUCGCGAGCAACGAACCUCACCGUUCCGAUGCAACAGCUGCUCCGAGAACUUCAUGAGUCCACGGGACAGAGAGGAACAUCGCAGUGGAUUUCCCCGGACUUGUGAGCACUGUGAUGAUGAAGAUCUAACUUUUGAAUGCCGGACGCUCUUUGAUGAACACAUGCGAAAGGUGCAUAGGAUGAACAGGGGGAGCUAUGGUUCUGCUGUCGACACCCGAAGCGAACAUGUUUAUGGAGGGGGCUCAAGGAUUUGAAGGGGUUGUGGUUCCAUCCGACAGCUCUCUUUCCAGCGGUGCUUUCAAUGGCGUGGGCACGAUGCCAAUGGCUAUGGCUCGAAAAGGGCAUGUCGU